AUGGGUGCCAUUCUGGACACACCGCACACCGACAAGACCACCGAGAAUGGCACCGGCAACGACCUCAGGUACGGCGUCUGCAGCAUGCAGGGCUGGCGCGUCGAGAUGGAGGACGCCCACUGCGCCCAGGUCGGCCUGCCCGAUCUGGACGACUGGAGCUUCUUUGCCGUGUUCGAUGGCCACGCCGGUGCCUACGUCUCGGCGCACUGUGCCCAGAACCUGCUGAAGACCAUUCUGCAGACGGAGAAGUUUCGGCAGUACCCGACGGCGGUGGAGACGGCGCUGCAGAAGAUCAAGCUGAAGAUUCGCGACGGCUUCCUCACGCUGGACGAGAAGAUGAAGCAGCUGCCGGAGGUGGAGUCCGGCGAGGACAUCAGCGGCUCGACGGCGGUCAGCGCCCUCAUCUCGCCCAGUCACUUCUUCUUCGCCAACUGCGGCGACUCGCGGGGCGUCCUCUCGCGGGACGGCGUCACCGCCUUCUCCACCUUCGACCACAAGCCGGUCAAUCCGAUUGAGAAGGACCGCAUCCAGCGGGCGGGCGGCAGUGUCAUGAUCCAGCGGGUCAACGGCUCGCUCGCCGUCUCCAGA
Messenger RNA from Rhagoletis zephyria (snowberry fruit fly), 588 nucleotides. RefSeq names its product protein phosphatase 1B-like. Lineage: Eukaryota; Metazoa; Arthropoda; Insecta; Diptera; Tephritidae. The record is from RefSeq and is a predicted model, not a curated record. Gene Ontology annotation, molecular function: protein serine/threonine phosphatase activity; cation binding. Gene Ontology annotation, biological process: protein dephosphorylation.